Molecule: messenger RNA, 1324 nt
Organism: Galeopterus variegatus (Sunda flying lemur)
Lineage: Eukaryota; Metazoa; Chordata; Mammalia; Dermoptera; Cynocephalidae
Product: butyrophilin subfamily 2 member A2-like
Exons: 4
Coding region: 239-1324 (361 amino acids)
Biological process (GO): regulation of cytokine production; T cell receptor signaling pathway
Cellular component (GO): external side of plasma membrane
Molecular function (GO): signaling receptor binding
Source: RefSeq, a predicted model, not a curated record
CAUGGCGCGUCUCAGGAACCCACCUGUCAGGAGGUACCUGAACCAUGGGACCAAGGAGGCUGCCCAAGCCGGAAGUUAGGGCGCUGAUGCGACCACAUGGUGACGGGCGAGUUUGACGUAGAUGGCAGCUGCGGUGCCCAGUCUGCUCUGCCUAGUUCUUCUCCUCUGCUGACUUCUCCUCCUCUGCACCCCUAGGCCCUGGUCCCUGCCUGUCCGGGGUGACUCCGUCCUUGUGCUUAUGGAGCCAGCUGCCUCCAGACCCUUCUCCCUGCCGGCCGCCCUUCUCCUCUCCCUGCUCCUCAGCCUGUUUGCCCGAGUCUCAGCACAGUUUACUGUCGUGGGACCAGCAGAUCCAAUCCUGGCCAUGGUGGGAGACAACAUCACAUUAAGCUGCCACCUGUCUCCCGAGAAAAAUGCUGAGGACAUGGAGGUGCGGUGGUUCCGGUCGCAGUUCUCCCCGGCGGUGCUGGUGUACAAGGGUGGGCUAGAGAGAGCAGAGGAGCAGAGCGGGCGCGACACUGAGGCACAGUUUACUGUCGUGGGACCAGCAGAUCCAAUCCUGGCCAUGGUGGGAGGCAACAUCACAUUAAGCUGCCACCUGUCUCCCGAGAAAAAUGCUGAGGACAUGGAGGUGCGGUGGUUCCGGUCGCAGUUCUCCCCGGCGGUGCUGGUGUACAAGGGUGGGCUAGAGAGAGCAGAGGAGCAGAUGGAGGACUACCGAGGAAGAACCACCUUUGUGAGCAAAGACAUCAGCAAGGGGAGUGUGGCCCUGGUCAUACACAACGUCACAGCCCAGGAGGACGGCUUCUACCGCUGUUACUUCCAAGAAGGCAGGUCCUAUGAUGAGGCCAUCCUGCACCUCAUGGUGGCAGGCCUGGGAUCUAAGCCCCUCAUUGAAAUGAAGGGCCACGAGGACAGGGGCAUCCGGCUGGAGUGCACAUCUGGAGGGUGGUACCCCGAGCCCCGUGUGGUGUGGAGGGACCCCGAUGGUGAGGUCAUGCCCGCCCUGGAGGAGGCUUACACGGCGGACGCAGAUGGCCUCUUCACGGUCACCACGGCUGUGAUCAUCGUUGAUUCCUCCGUGAGGAACAUGUCCUGCUCCAUCAACAACACGCUGCUUGGCCAGAAGAAGGAAACCAUGAUUUUCAUCCCAGGUCAGUUCUCUGCCCUCUGGAGACUCAGCCUGUGGAGGCAGAUCCUCAGCAGACAGACUGAAGCCCAGAAUGGGGAAUGGGGGUGCGGGGGAAGGGUCCUGGGCCCUGAAGAGCUGGAGGCUAAAGCUGAGCUGAGGCCUUGCCCCCUGUCACAGGAGAAAAUCCAGUAG